Molecule: messenger RNA, 2955 nt
Organism: Coffea arabica (coffee)
Lineage: Eukaryota; Viridiplantae; Streptophyta; Magnoliopsida; Gentianales; Rubiaceae
Product: putative leucine-rich repeat receptor-like serine/threonine-protein kinase At2g24130
Biological process (GO): protein phosphorylation
Molecular function (GO): protein binding; ATP binding; protein kinase activity
Source: RefSeq, a predicted model, not a curated record
AUGGAAUAUUCAAAAUCUUCGAAAUGUCAUUUGUUUCUCUUGAUUAUCGUUUUCUAUGUUGUCUCUGGAGCAAAUUUCAUGCAACUUAGUAGUGAUCAGGCAUCUCUACUUGCAUUCAAGGCUGGGAUCGUUGCUGAUCCCAAGCAUGCUCUAGAGACCUGGAAUGCUUCUAGUACUCAGGUAUGCAAUUGGUUGGGGGUUCACUGUGACAAAAAAAGUGGGAGAGUAGUUGAACUUGAUCUAAGUCAUCAUUCUCUCCAGGGAACCAUUUCACCAUUUCUUUCCAACCUUUCUUACUUGGAAAUUCUUGAUUUGUCCCAGAACCUUUUCCAUGGAUAUAUCCCUCAAGAGCUUGGCACACUUUUCCAACUCAGACAGCUUAGUUUGUCCUCAAAUCUUCUUGAAGGAAAUAUUCCAUCACAGUUUGGCUCUCUGCGCCAGCUGGUGUAUCUUGAUUUGGGAAGUAAUAAGCUCACUGGUGAAAUUCCCAUGCCACACUUGUGCAACGGCUCUUCAUCAUUGCAAUAUAUAGACCUCUCCAACAAUUCCCUUACAGGCAAAGUCCCUCUGAAGAAUGAAUGUGUGCUCAGGGAGCUGAAGUUUCUUCUACUGUGGUCGAAUCAGCUAGUAGGUGAGGUUCCUGCAGCUCUUUCGAACUCGACUAGGCUUGAAUGGCUUGACAUGGAAUCAAAUUCGCUAAGGGGGGAGUUACCUUCUAAUAUUGUAUAUAAAAUGCCUCACUUGCAGUUCCUUUAUUUAUCCUACAACCACUUCAGAAGCCAUAACGGCAACACUGACCUCAAACCAUUUUUCUCUUCUUUAGCAAAUUCAUCCAACUUGCAAGAACUUGAAUUGGCAGGAAAUCACCUUGGUGGAGAGUUGCCUUCCGUUAUUGGUAAUCUCUCUACUAACCUUGUACAGAUUCAUCUUGAUGAUAACCACAUAUAUGGUCCAAUUCCUAGAGAAAUUUCAAAUCUUGUCAACCUUACUCUCCUGAACUUGUCUAGUAAUCUUCUGAAUGGAUCGAUACGAACUGAGCUUUGCCAAUUGCAGAAGCUAGAGAGGCUAUAUUUAUCAAACAAUUCAUUUUCUGGAACUAUUCCCACAGAAUUCGGCAAUGUCCUACAUUUAGGUCUUCUUGAUUUGUCCAAAAACAAGCUUUCUGGGACAAUCCCAGAUAGUUUUGCUAAUCUCUCACAGCUAAGAAGACUUUUUCUCUAUGAGAAUGAUCUCUCAGGAAUGAUACCACCAAGCCUUGGAAACUGCAUUAAUCUUGAAAUUCUUGACCUCUCUCACAACGGGAUCACAGGGAAUAUUCCUAGCGAAGUUGCUGGAUUGAGUAGUUUAAAGUUGUACUUGAAUUUGUCCAGUAACCACUUGGAUGGGCCAAUUCCACUAGAGCUGAGUAAAAUGGACAUGGUGCUGGCUGUUGAUUUGUCAUCAAAUAACCUCUCAAGCACAAUUCCUUCACAACUUGGAAGCUGCAUUGCUCUAGAGUACCUCAAUCUAUCAUCCAAUCACUUGCAAGGCGAUCUUCCUCCAUCUAUAGGUCAUCUGCCUUACCUUAAAGGACUUGAUGUCUCAUUUAACCUUUUAACUGGAGAGAUACCGCAAACUUUGGAGGGAUCAACAACUCUAGUUCAGCUCAAUUUCUCCUACAACAACUUUUCUGGAAAUGUAACAAAUAAAGGGGCAUUUUCAUCGCUAACUAUUGGUUCUUUCCUGGGGAAUCCUGGUCUCUGUGGUUCACUUAUAGGUAUGCCAAAUUGCCACAGAAAAAGGACUCACCAUUUUCCAAUGGCAAUGCUCGUUUCUCUAAUUGUAGCUGCCAUAAUUUUCAUGGUUGGGUAUCCUAUAAUACUGAAGUCAAAAUUUGGGAGGCACUUAGCAGUUGCUAGUGCUAAGGACACAGAAAGUGAAGAGAAGGAAAAUAAAGAACUAAAUUUGCCCCGGAUAUCUUAUAAUCAGCUUAUUGAAGCUACCGGAGGGUUUAGCAGUUCAAGCCUUAUCGGUUCAGGUCAGUUUGGUCACGUAUACAAAGGAACUCUUACAGAUAAUACAUGUAUAGCUGUAAAGGUAUUGACUCCAAUAGCAGCUGGUGAGAUUUCAGGCAGCUUCAAACGGGAAUGUGAAGUCCUGAGAAGAACAAGGCAUAGAAAUUUGAUAAGGAUCAAAACAAUCUGUAGCAGGCCAGACUUUAAGGCUCUUGUUCUUCCACUGAUGCCAAAUGGGAGCCUUGAAAACCAUCUUUAUCCAAGCCCCGAAAUGAAGCAUGGUUUGGAUUUGAUUCAGCUAGUGAGCAUUUGCAAUGAUGUCGCAGAAGGAAUGGCAUAUCUGCAUCAUCAUUCUCCUGUUAAAGUUGUCCAUUGUGACCUGAAACCAAGCAAUAUUCUCCUUGAUGUUGACAUGACUGCUAUGGUCACUGAUUUUGGCAUUUCAAGAUUAAUAAAAGGGGUUGAUGAACAUACUUCAAUCAAUGAUUCUGCCUCUUUCAGCUCUACACAGGGUUUGCUUUGCGGUUCAGUUGGCUACAUAGCUCCAGAAUAUGGAAUGGGAAGACGGGCUUCAACCCAAGGAGAUGUAUACAGUUAUGGAGUUCUUCUAUUAGAGAUUGUGACAGGAAAACGUCCAACAGAUGUCCUUUUCCAAGAAGGCUCAAGCUUGCAUGAAUGGGUUAAAAGUUUCUAUCCUAACAAGUUUCAGCCAAUUGUAGAAGAAGCAGUAAUGAGGCUUUCUCCUAGUUAUGCUCCUCCUAUCACUAACGAUCAAAGUAAAAGAUGGCGUGAGGUGAUUCUGGAGAUGCUUGAACUAGGCCUUAUUUGCACCCAAUACAAUCCUUCGACCAGACCAACCAUGCUCGAUAUAGCACAUGAGGUUGGUCAGCUGAAGGAGUAUCUGUCUUGCUCUUCAUCCCAGCUCAUUGAAGAAGAUCCUACUGAAUUGAGGUACCUUUGA